Molecule: messenger RNA, 3244 nt
Organism: Archocentrus centrarchus (flier cichlid)
Lineage: Eukaryota; Metazoa; Chordata; Actinopteri; Cichliformes; Cichlidae
Gene: fhl3b
Product: four and a half LIM domains 3b
Exons: 6
Coding region: 202-1041 (279 amino acids)
Biological process (GO): actin cytoskeleton organization
Cellular component (GO): nucleus; Z disc; stress fiber
Molecular function (GO): transcription coregulator activity; actin binding
Source: RefSeq, a predicted model, not a curated record
GACGGCGCAGAUGCUUCUGUCAGUGGAAACCCGUCACUUUGAGCUCGCCGGAAUCCACGGUGGAUUUAACGAUCUGUCAUCUUAGCAGAGCGGAGCGGCUGAGGCUGCAGGUCCUGCGGAGACUGCAGAGUCCCCUGUGAGCAUCUCCAGACGCUGCUGGUGCGCCGUGAACGGAGGUCGGCUUAAGAAAAAGGCGUCAUCAUGAGUGAUCAGUUCGACUGUAAAAACUGCAACGAGUCCUUGUAUGGACGCAAGUACAUCCUGGUGGAGAACAGCCAGCACUGCAUCCCCUGCUACGACCGCAUGUACGCCAACACCUGCCAGGAAUGUAAAGAAAUAAUUGGACACAAUGCAAAGGAACUCUUCUAUGAGAACAGACAUUACCACGAGCACUGCUUUCGCUGCUUCCGCUGCGACCGCUCUCUGGCAGACGAGCCCUUCACCAGCCAGGACGACGCUCUGGUCUGCAGCGACUGCUACUGCAACGAAUUUUCCUCCAAGUGCGUGGCCUGCGACAAGACGGUCAUGCCAGGAUCGAAGAUGUUAGAGUACGACGGCUCCACGUGGCACGAGGACUGUUUUGCGUGUCACGCCUGCGAGAAGCCGAUCGGUACAGAGGCCUUCAUCCCUGACAAAAACAACUACUACUGUGUGCCCUGCUACGAGGGCAGGUUUGCUCCUCAGUGCAGCCACUGCAAAAAGGCUCUGACUAAAGGAGGGGUGACCUACAAGGACGAGGUGUGGCAUAAAGAGUGCUUUUUGUGCACGGGCUGCAAAACGCCGCUCGCUGGCCAACCCUUUACCUCGCAGGGGGAGAGUCCAUACUGCGUCAAGUGUUUCAGUAACCUGUAUGCGAAAAAGUGCGCCAGCUGCAACACGGCCAUCACAGGGUUUGGAGAUGGGAAGUAUGUUUCUUUCAAGGACCGGCAGUGGCACCAGCCGUGCUUCAAGUGUUCGCGUUGCUCCGUGUCGCUGGUGGGCUCCGGCUUUUUCCCUGACCGCGACCAGAUUCUGUGCACAGACUGCAACAACGAAGACUGACCGUGCAACGCUGCAGCCAAAUAUCAGAGUCUGCAGCCGCCAGCAGAAAAAAACUUCUAACCCUCAGCUUUGCACGUACUGUUUCACCAAUCACUCACAGUGUAAAGCUGACCCAAAGCUCAGUAUUUACAACUCAAAAACUCUUACCAGCUCUUAGCACACGGACAGAUGUGUGUAUGUUUAGAUGCAGAAAGUCUCGUGUGCUACAUUGUUUUUCUUAGUGUUUGUUUUGCACAUUAAAGACCUGAUAAAAACAUACAAAUUAUAUAUGCAAACAUUUAAUGUUGUCUUGUGCUUGGCAAAAAUAUUCAAGCUUUUUUUUACUGAAUUUUUAAGAUAUCAGUCUCUCACUAUGUUAACACCUUUUCCUCUUUAGCUUUACUGCUGUACAUGCAAUAAGAUGUCAUUAAAUAAACAACAAAUGGUAAAUGGUGGAUUCAUCUGCAUGAACACAUUUUAGCUUGUAUGGAAAGAAAAUGAAUGCCUAUAGUUAAUUUAUUCUGAUCUGAACUAGUUGAGUUUGUAAACUUAUGGAUUUUUUUUGGUUUGUUGUCUUUUCACACGGAGAAAACUCCAAGCCAACCAAAAUAACCACCUGUGAAUGUUCAGUUUUCUCAUUGGAGCGACAAAAAUAAAUACGGGAAGAAGAUGCUUGUUCUGGACUAGUAGAUAAUGUGGAAUAUUUCCUAACACUCGUAACAUUUGUACUUAUCUGGGCAAUUUUAUUUGGGCUAGUUGGUGCAGUUUGUGUACCCUGCACAUCUGUGGUACUCUACUGUAUUCCCAGAUGGGAAGGCAUUUAGCUCAAAUGUACAGCUGGUAGCUGGGUCAGAUCACAUUCCCACCAUAAACGAACUGUUCUGGAGCUCAUUAUGAACCACACCGAGUCCGCGUCCUCCAAAGGGUUUUUGAUGCAGUUAUUUUAGUCCCCACCCAAGUGCAAUUACUUAAAAGACAGGAGGCAAAGCUGAAGGUAGCAGAGCUGAGAAUGCUAAGAUAUUAACUGGGAGUGAGCAGGAUGGACAAGAUUAGAAAUUAGUGCAUCAGAGGGACAACUCGGGUUGAACGGUUUGGAGACAAGAUUAGAGAGACAAGGCUGAGAUGGUCUGAACAUGUGCACAGGGGGAACAGUGGAUAUACUGGAUGCUGAAGAUGAUGCUGCCAGGUGUGACAGAGGAGGAUGCUAGAGAUAGGGUGAGAUGGAGGAAGGUCAGACUCGAUGGUGAUUACUAUUCACAUCUAUACAAACGCACCAGAUUGAUUUAAACAGACUAAACCGCGCAGGUGUGAAAACUGUAGAAGCACUUUCCAACAUGUGGGCUGUAACUAGAAAGCAUUUAUUCUUAAAUGAUUUCAGGUCUUGUAACAAGUCUGGAGCCAGAUGUUAACAUUAGCAUGCUAACAUGAAAAAAUGAAUGUGUUAACACUUCAGCCACAGCUAUAGAGGGUGAUGUCAUUAGUCAUUCAUUCAUUCAUUCAUAUGCACUGGCACAAGCCAGUGCACUCCUAGUGCUGCUCCGGAGCCCAGAGAAAUGGGGAAGGUUGCAUCAGGAGGGGCAUAAAAUCUUUGCAAUAUCAAGUAUGUAAAUCAUAAAGAAUCAGAGUUAACGUCUGCCCCCAAUACUGACCUGACAGGUACCUGCCUGUUGGCCUAAUUUUUCAGACCCAUUGCUUUUUGGCUUCAAACAGCAGUGCAUCAGAUUAGCUUAGCAAAGCUCAUGGUGUAACAGCUAUUCUACCUAUUUUGUCUCAGGAUGCUUUCACAAUAGAUUUUUUUUUUUUGUUCUCACAAAUUUCACUUUAUGGUUGAAUAAAGGUUGAAAAAAAACCCCAAUGUGACUAAUCUGCCCAAUUCCUGUCCUUUGAGCCAGAACUUGAAUGUGUUAAUUACCAACCUUUAGCUUUGUGACUUUGCAACCAGUGAAACCCAUUCUUCCGUUUCUACCCUUUGUGCUAAGCUAAGCUAGAAGAAGUUUAUUAUAUAGACAUGAGCAGCUGUGGCUCUGCAGACAGAGAUAGUAGAUUGCCUACCAACUGAAAGGUUAGUGGUUUCCAUGUUGACGUAUCUUUGGGUAAGAUACUGAACCCCAAAUUUCCCCCAAUACAUCCACCAGAGUGUGACUGUGCACGUUAGAUACAAAGUUUUUAAAGGCAUAUAAUAAAGCUCUGUAUGACUGCAGUAAAUGAGUGCUCAGGUAGAGCA